Vespa crabro (European hornet) is the source of this 1964-nucleotide messenger RNA. RefSeq names its product sorting nexin-12 (gene Snx3). Lineage: Eukaryota; Metazoa; Arthropoda; Insecta; Hymenoptera; Vespidae. The coding region runs from base 214 to 705 and encodes 163 amino acids. Gene Ontology annotation, cellular component: early endosome membrane; retromer complex. Gene Ontology annotation, molecular function: phosphatidylinositol-3-phosphate binding. Gene Ontology annotation, biological process: late endosome to Golgi transport; endocytic recycling. The record is from RefSeq and is a predicted model, not a curated record. The transcript has 4 exons.
GGCGUUUUCUAAAAUAGAAAGUUUCAUCUUUAAAACGAAUCUUCUCUUCGUUCACGGCCAUAACGCACACGAGAGCGAGGAAUUGUGUCAAAUGUGCUUGUGUCAGCUUGUAGAGUGCUGUCAAUCGAAAAAGGAUUUACUUAUCUACGAAUAUCGAAUUAACAUAGUAGGUGGUUCGCCAUUAAAUAUCUAAUCAAUUUUCUCGCUAAGGAAAUGGCGGAUACUACCGUGGAUGCAACGAGGCGUUUAAACGUUAAGAAACAGACAUUGGACGACGCUUACGCUGCGCCCGCAAAUUUUCUCGAAAUUGAUGUGAUUAAUCCAAUCACACACGGCGUCGGUAAAAAACGAUAUACCGAUUACGAAGUUCGCAUGAGAACAAACCUACCAGUCUUUAAAGUCAAAGACUCCACAGUCAGAAGAAGAUACAGUGAUUUUGAAUGGCUUAGAAACGAAUUGGAAAGGGACAGCAAGAUUGUUGUACCGCCUUUACCUGGAAAGGCAUGGAAACGUCAAAUGCCAUUUCGAGGAGAUGAUGGAAUUUUUGAGGAAGAUUUCAUAGAGGAUCGAAGGAAAGGUUUAGAGAUAUUUGUUAAUAAAAUAGCUGGACAUCCCUUGGCACAAAACGAGCGAUGUUUACAUUUGUUUCUUCAAGAACCUGUAAUAGACAAGAACUACGUACCUGGGAAAAUACGUAAUACAUAAGUAAUAAUAUUAAGACAACUCGCAAGUAUGUUUCACCCAGUCUUUGAUAUUUAAGCCAUAUUUCAUUAUUUUAAUAAUGCUUCAUUGAGAGAUUCAAAGAGAUCCUUCUCUGUAUAUAUAUAUAUAUAUAUAUAUAUAUAUAUAUAUAUACAUAUAUAUAUAUACAUAUACACAUACAUACACACAGAUAUAUAUAUAUAUAUAUAUAUAUAUAUAUAUAUGUAUAUGUAUAUAUUUGAUAAUAUAUAAUUGAGUUUUUUCAGUGCUGUGAUGUUCAAUAAAGUUUCUCAGUUUUCAAAUAAUUACAUUUAAAUCGGUUUUAUAAAAUUCGCGAAGGAUCUUUUAUCAAAAGUAAAUAUUAGUUAUCUUUAUAAGAGGACUAUACACGAUCUCAAAAAGGAGAACAAAAAAGAAAUAAAGGAAAAAAUAAUAAUAAUUUACACAUCAGGCAAGAAAAGAAUUACGAAGAUGAAUCACUAUAUUAAAAAAAUGACAGAAUUUGUGCAUAUAUAUAUAUAUAGAGAGAAAAAAAGAGAGAGAGGGAGAGAGAGAGAGAGAGAGAGAGAGAGAGCACCAGAGCAUUGUUACAUUUUUUGCAUAAUUUUUGGUGCACAAAUAUCUGUUCAUUAAAAUAUGGCUUGUGGAAGUAAAAAAAAGUUAAAAAAAAAAAAAAAAAAAAAAGAAAAAAAUAAAUAAAAUAAAUAAAAUAAAAUAAAAAAAAAAAAAAAAAAAGAAAAAGGUAUUUAUGUACAAGUUGCUCGGUAGAAAGGUGCAAACGCAUAGAAAUAAUUAACGUUAAUUGAUUUAAAUUUGCACUUUCGUACUUUCAUUGGAAAUUUGCAACUUCAAAACAUAUUAUCACUUUUAAGCAAUGAAAUUAUUGUAAUAUAUCUUGUUGUUUAUAAUCUUUCUACUCUUGAGUUUUAAUAUUGUUUCUACCAAUUAUAUUUUGAUGGACAACUUGUACGAAUCUAUAUAUUUUUUUUUUUUUUUUUUCCCCCCCCCAAAUAAUUUAUGUACAAAUUAUGUGUAUAUUCUAAAAUACGAAUUUUCCUUUUAAUUAGUAAUUAAAUAAUGAUUUAGUCAAAAUAAUUCAAUUUUUAAAAUAAUAAUGAAAGAUAAUAUAAUAUAAAUAUCUAUUUGCUAAAAAUAUUCUCGAAAACAUUUGUACGUCUCCAAUAUUCUGAAUCUCUUUGUUGUGUUUAAAAUUCUCAUUUUCAACAAAAAUGGAAUAAAGUAACUAUUGUUAUUAUUAUUAA